This is a messenger RNA of Peronospora matthiolae, 180 nucleotides long. The record is from the annotation of a GenBank genome assembly. Lineage: Eukaryota; Oomycota; Peronosporomycetes; Peronosporales; Peronosporaceae.
AUGCCGCAGCCGAGCCACAAUACAGCACGCAGUGCGCGCCGUCAUUGGGACCUGGUCUUGAAAUCCAGCCACGACGACGAAGUGCUGGUCGAUGACAAUGGUCUCGUGAACAUCGCACUCACUAAAACAGGCCAAACAAAGAAACAGGAGCUGGACCUCGGAACGGAGCCCCAUUGCUGA